Macadamia integrifolia is the source of this 438-nucleotide messenger RNA. RefSeq lists its product as uncharacterized. NCBI's taxonomy places the organism in Eukaryota, Viridiplantae, Streptophyta, Magnoliopsida, Proteales, Proteaceae. The transcript has a single exon. The coding region runs from base 1 to 438 and encodes 145 amino acids. The record is from RefSeq and is a predicted model, not a curated record.
AUGGCUUCUGAAAUGAUCGCAAAAUACCGAGGGAAGGCCGAGAUCUUCCACGGCGAAGAGAUAUGCAAGAAGAAAUCAGUUGAGCUCUUAGAAGAGAUGAAGCUGCCCAACAAUUUAAUACCAGUGGAAGAGAUGGAGGAGAUGGGCAUCAACAAAGAAGAUGGCUUCUUCUGGAUAAAGCUAAAGAAAGCCCAGAAGUACAAAUUCCCCAAAGUUGGAGACACCCUAUAUGCUACUGAAAUGUGUGGUUUCAUGGAGGUUCAUCGGCUUAAAGAUUUGAAAGGAGUGACUGCUAAGGAGUUGAUGCUCACCUUCACUAUCACAGAAAUUUAUAUAGAGGAUCUCUCCUCUGGGAAGAUCAACUUCAAGACUGCUAGUGGGUUUUCUCGUAAACACCCCAUUUCUUGCUUCGAGAUCCCAAAAGGAGACAAGAAAUGA